Saccoglossus kowalevskii is the source of this 1114-nucleotide messenger RNA. Its product is annotated as small ribosomal subunit protein mS34-like. Gene Ontology annotation, cellular component: mitochondrion. Lineage: Eukaryota; Metazoa; Hemichordata; Enteropneusta; Harrimaniidae. The record is from RefSeq and is a predicted model, not a curated record. Gene Ontology annotation, molecular function: structural constituent of ribosome.
CGCCCAUUAGAAACACGAGCGUGUGAAAUUCGUCAAACAUUUUAGCCGUUUAAACAUACCAUCAUGCCCAGAAAAAUUACCAACAUACACCACCUGGUAGGAAACUUUUCUCCGUUUUCUAGGAAUGAAAUUUUCCAGAAAUUCUUUUUUACUGGCAACAAUUUAUUCAACGUUUGCAUGAAAUGUCCAAAGUUUGGAAUCGGCCGCAUUGCAACACGACAAAGGUGGACGUUACUGUAUCCGAACGAACCGUCUUACUUCCAGAUUACACGCGUUAAAAUAGACCCAUCAAGAAAGGAUCUUGAUGGAGGAAAAAUAUGGGGUGUGAAGACCUGGAGAGGUUACAGAAUUGAAGAAGAAAAGCUGAUUACUUCUGCUUUCAAGAAAGAGUGGAUACUCAUAAGGAAAAGUGAUGAGAAAGAGUUUUGUGAAUUUCAAUCAGACCCCCUCAGAGACUUUGCAGUUGUACCAAGUCAUCGGCCAUUGCCACCAUUGCUGAAAGCUAUGGUUUUGCAACAGUAUGAUAAUCGUAAUAUUGAUACGGAUGAAGAACCAAUGUUGAAACUAGUUGUUGAGAAAGGACCUGAGACUAGAUUGCUGCAACCAGAAGACGUGGAAAGAUUAAAGCAAACUACUUCCUAAAGCAAUGUAGUUUGUGAUUUGUUUGAUAACAAAAUACUACUCUUAGUCUUAUGUACAACUCUGAAAUAUAUAAUGAUUUUCACAGUACAUGCGUUCAUGCACAGUUCCUUAGCAUGGGCUAACGUUUUUAUACUAAGAAAUUGAGCAUGAACGCUUAGUACGUAUUAAGAAAUAACUACACCUAGUUACAUCUAAGCAGCUUUAAGACAUGGUUCUGGCCUAAAAUAUAGACUAAUGAAGUUUGUGCGCCCUCUAAAAUGACCUUUGGCAACAAAAUACCAUUGGGGAGAUUUACUAUAUUCGUUCUGGUAUAUCAUUUUGUACAUGGUGACCAUCAAAACCAAUUUGUUCUCAAGAAAAACAAAAAAAUGCUGUCAGUGAGAUUCACUAUUGUAUAGUACAACCAUGAAACUAAAAUGUGUACCUCCCUGGUGACUACUACGAAUUAAAAAUAUUUGCAUUAUUCACAUUU